This is a messenger RNA of Chanos chanos (milkfish), 4644 nucleotides long. It is a transcript of the gene egfem1, whose product is annotated as EGF-like and EMI domain containing 1. Bases 1 to 4644 code for a protein of 1547 amino acids. The record is from RefSeq and is a predicted model, not a curated record. Gene Ontology annotation, molecular function: protein binding; calcium ion binding. The transcript is spliced from 36 exons. Lineage: Eukaryota; Metazoa; Chordata; Actinopteri; Gonorynchiformes; Chanidae.
AUGUCUUCGGAAGUUUUACUUUGCUGUGUGGUCAUCUUUCUAAACACUGCACACUUCGCAACACCAGUAGAUCUGCAACCUGGCAUGCCUAACGUGUGUGCGGAUCAGGAGUUGUCGAUGCUGGGAGCGCGGCAGCCUUGUGUCCAGGCGUUCACGCGGAUGGUGAAGGUGUGGAGACAGGGUUGUUCUGGUCAGCGUUGGUGUCUGGGUUAUGAGAGAAGGACAGGGUAUUACACAGCCUACAGACAGGUGUACAGUAUGGAUAUGCAUACUGUGUAUAAAUGCUGUCCAGGCUGGACACAGAGGGGAGAGGAGGCUGGCUGUUUGCACAGGAUGUGUUCUCCAGGCACAUGCUUUAACGGAGGCAGAUGUGCAGAGACGGGAGAUCAGGUGUGUCGCUGCCCUGUGGGGUUUCAGGGAACACGCUGCCAGUAUGAUAUAAACGAGUGUGUAACAGAUAACGGAGGUUGUGAGGGGACAUGUUGUAACACCAUUGGCAGUUUUUACUGUAAGUGCCCUGAAGGCAGUAAACUGGGACCAGACGGCCGGUCGUGUCAAGAUAUCGAUGAGUGUGUGGAAUUGAAUGGUGGGUGUCAGCAGACCUGUGUGAACACACCAGGCUCCUACUAUUGUGAAUGCAGUGAAGGAUUCCGAAUGCACACAGAUGCUCGCACCUGCAUUGCUGUUAACUCCUGUCUGGUGAAGAAUGGAGGUUGUGAACACAAGUGUGUGGACCUUGGCAAUGACCAUUAUAAGUGUGAGUGUCGCCGUGACUACAGGCUGAAGAGUGAUGGGAAGCACUGUGAAUUGAGGGAUCCCUGUGCAGAGCGUAACGCCGGCUGCGCGCAGCUGUGCCGUAGCGUGGGUGGACAGGCCCAGUGCAGCUGUAAAGCAGGAUACACCCUAGGAGCAGACCGCAAAACAUGCAACGAUAUAGACGAGUGUAAGUCCGGCCAGGCCAGGUGUGCUCAUAGCUGUGUGAAUGUACCAGGCUCCUUCAGCUGUGUGUGUCUUCCCGGUUUUGAACUGGGGGCUGAUGCCAGACAGUGCUACCGUAUUGAGAUGGAGAUAGUGAACAGCUGCGAGAAGAACAAUGGCGGAUGCUCCCAUCACUGUGAACACACCACCAACGGCCCGCUCUGUACCUGUAACCAAGGUUACCGGCUGGCCGAGGACCUGAAGACCUGCGUGGACAGUGAUGAGUGUGAGACUGGAGAGGCAUGCUGUAGUCACUACUGUGAGAAUUACCCAGGAGGCUAUGAAUGCAGCUGCAGACCUGGAUACACUCUCAACUCUAACGGCUGCAGAUGUGACGAUGUGGAUGAGUGUGUGGCGGAGACGUCUGGGUGCAGUCAUUACUGUGUGAACGUUCUGGGCUCUUACGAGUGUUUCUGCAGACUGGGCUACCGUUUAGACCUUGACCAGCGCACCUGUCUCCCUCUGUAUGAGAGCAUUGCUGAUGAAGAGGUGGAUGAGGAAGAGGAGGGUGGUCAGGGAGAGGACCUGGAGGUUCUGCGUUUGCCAGACCUGCUCUUCCGCCGCCCCCCCCAGCUCCUGCGCUACACCGCGGCCCUGCACGCGCCUUACCAAGAACACACACUCAGCAGAGAGCAGAGAGGAGAACUCACAGUGCUCAGUCACAUCAUGUGUGUGGACGGCGUGUUUGGAGAUGACUGCAGUUUGACUUGUUCAGAUUGUGCUAACGGUGCAGUCUGCAGUGAAGAGAGAGAUCACUGUGAGUGCACACCUGGAUGGACCGGACUCAUCUGUAAUGAGACGUGUCCUGAGGGGACGUAUGGGGUGGCGUGUAAUGGCGUGUGUGGGUGUCUAAACGGAGGACGCUGUGAUCCAGUCACAGGGAAAUGUCAUUGUCCCCCAGGAGUGCAGGGUUUACACUGUGAGAAUGGUUGCCCUCAGGGUUUUUUCGGGAGGGACUGUCGUCGUAAAUGCCACUGCCCCAACAACGGGCGAUGCCACCGUCUCUACGGUGGAUGCCUGUGUGCCCCUGGGCUCUAUGGACGAUUUUGUCACCUACCGUGUCCGCGGUGGACGUUUGGCGUUGGGUGCUCGCGGGACUGUAUGUGCGCGGAAGAAAACUCUCUCGGCUGUGACCCCAAAAACGGAACCUGCUCCUGCAAACCAGGUUACCACGGAAAUAGCUGCGAAACAGAAUGUGACAAAGGCUUUUUUGGAGAGGGAUGCCGAGGAAGAUGUAAAUGCACUGACGGUGAAUCAUGUGACCCCAGGACUGGAACAUGUACCCGAAACUGUCCCCCUGGUUUCCAUGGAGAGAGAUGUGAUUUGGGGUGUCCGGAGGGAUUCUGGGGUGAGGGCUGUGCGUUGCCGUGCCCCCCCUGCGAGAACGGAGCCGUCUGCAACGCGCACACCGGAGUCUGUGAGUGUAGACCCGGCCACACGGGGCCCACCUGUCGAGACCCAUGCCCGGCGGGGUCCCACGGCCCUGGGUGUUCACUGCGGUGUCUCUGUCACCCCGAUGCCAGCUGUGACCCCGUCAGCGGAAACUGCGCCUGCCCCUCCGGACGCACCGGACACGACUGCAGCACAGUGUGUGAGGCAGGUUUCUGGGGUGUUGGAUGUGCCAAUGAAUGCCAUUGUGCCAACAGUGCCAUGCCCUGUGAUCCAGCCGACGGGCACUGUGUGUGUGAGACAGGGUACACCGGAGACCACUGUGAACAGAGGUGUCCCGAGGGCAGGUAUGGGUCAGAGUGUGAGCGUGUGUGCCAGUGUGAACACGGAGCGCAGUGUGACCACGUCAGCGGAGCGUGCACCUGCUCACCGGGCUGGACCGGAACACACUGUGAAAAGAAAUGCCCUGACGGCUUUUACGGCCUGGACUGCGGGCAGAUAUGCCAGUGUAGGAACAGCGCCCAAUGCCACCACAUCACAGGAGCCUGUCUCUGCUCUCCUGGCUGGGCACCGCCGCACUGCACCCUGGCUUGCCCGGCAGGGAGCUUUGGGCAGAACUGCAGUCAGACAUGUCGAUGUGUGAACGGGGCGGUGUGUGAUCCGGUGAGUGGCCGGUGUGUGUGUGAGCCGGGCUGGACAGGAAGCGGCUGCGAGGAGCCUUGUACAGCUGGCUGGUUUGGGCAGGACUGUUUACAGCUGUGUGUGUGUCGUAAUGGAGGAUCUUGUGACAGAGCGACUGGACACUGCUCCUGCCCACCCGGAUGGACUGGAGCUGCCUGUGAGCUGGAGUGUGAGGAAGGCUGGUUUGGAGAGGACUGCACACACUCCUGUAACUGCACAAACGGAGGCCAGUGUGACAGACAGACAGGACUCUGUAAAUGUCCACCGGGCUGGACCGGACAGCACUGCCAGACAGCGUGUGCUGAUGGUUUCUAUGGCGACGGCUGUGAACAGAAGUGUGUGUGUGAGCAAGGCAGCUCCUGUCAUCACCAGACAGGCCAGUGUGUGUGUGAGCCAGGAUGGAGAGGCCACACCUGUGACAAACCCUGUUUGCCGGGCUGGUUUGGUCAGAACUGUACACAGAAGUGUGCGUGUCCUGCGGGUGUGUCUUGUCAUCAUGUAACUGGGAAGUGUGGUUGUCCUGCUGGCUAUACUGGGAACAGCUGCGAAGAAAUCUGUCCAUCAGGCACCUUUGGUGUAAACUGUUCUGAGGUGUGUCAGUGUUCUGGUGAACACCAGGUGUGUCACCACAUCACAGGAAAAUGUACCUGUUUACCUGGUUACUACGGCAACCGAUGCACGCUCACAUGUCGGCUGGGUACAUAUGGGCCAAACUGCAGGCAGCGAUGCAAGUGUGCCAGUAGGGGGCGCUGUGACUUCAGGACCGGUACAUGUGAAUGCCACUCAGGCUUUAUUGGAGCCAACUGUAAUACAAGUUGUCCUGCAGGGUAUUAUGGGAAGGACUGUGCUAAAAGAUGUUCCUGUGGUGAAAAAGGACGGUGCCACCCAGUGACUGGGAGGUGCAUCUGUCCCCCGGGCAAAAUGGGACAAUUCUGCCAGCAAGUGUGUCCUAGGGGGCGCUAUGGAGCGCACUGUCGGAGUGCCUGCGCCUGUCUGAACGGAGCAGCGUGUGACCCCGUGGAUGGUACUUGCCAUUGCGGACUGGGCUGGAACGGGCCUCGCUGUGAGAAACCGUGUGAGGCGGGAAGGUAUGGUGUGAACUGUACACUGGAGUGUCCAUGUCAGAAUAACGGGACGUGUGACCAGUACACUGGCUCCUGUAUCUGCCCGGAUGGUUACUACGGCAACUCCUGCCAACACAAAUGUCCGGCUGGAUUUUUUGGGAAACUCUGCUCCAGGUCAUGUGACUGUAAACUUGAUUUGGCCUGCGAUCAUGUGACAGGGCAGUGUUUGUGCCCUCCAGGUUACCAUGGUGACCAGUGUCAGAAACGUUGUGAUUCUGGUCGUUUUGGGCUGGGGUGUAAGCUGCAGUGUGACUGUGCUGGUGGGGAACCAUGUGAUCCUGCUACAGGCCUGUGUCUCUGCUCUCCCGGCCGAACAGGAGAACGCUGUGAAAAAGAGUGUGGAGGGGGCUGGUUUGGACCGGGCUGUGUACUGCAGUGUCAGUGUGCCCACAGGGGGCAGUGUGACCAGCGAAAUGGCCACUGCGUGUGCUCACACACCUGGAUUGGACCUACCUGUGAGGAGGGUAGGUGA